Formica exsecta is the source of this 6171-nucleotide messenger RNA. Its product is annotated as neuroblastoma-amplified sequence-like. Gene Ontology annotation, biological process: retrograde vesicle-mediated transport, Golgi to endoplasmic reticulum. Gene Ontology annotation, molecular function: SNARE binding. The record is from RefSeq and is a predicted model, not a curated record. The transcript has 19 exons. The coding region runs from base 376 to 6171 and encodes 1931 amino acids. Gene Ontology annotation, cellular component: endoplasmic reticulum membrane; Dsl1/NZR complex. Lineage: Eukaryota; Metazoa; Arthropoda; Insecta; Hymenoptera; Formicidae.
AUUAAUUUUUCAUGAGAGAUUCGGAUUGUAUUUAAUCAUAUCAAUCACAUAUAAUAUUUUAAUUAUACGUAUAUAAAUAUAUCGAUUCAUAUAUAUACAUACAUGUCAAACUAUGUGAAAUACUAUCGUGGAUCGUGGAUAUGCUACAUGCUAUCAUUCAUUUCCACCUUAUCUCGCACAUGGAUUUAUAUAUAUGUAUGUACAUAUAUAUACAUCAUACAUAUAUGCAUAUAUAGAUUGUUAUUUUGCUUGCAACCUCCGGAAAUUUCUGCACUUGAAACGAGAGGGAUAUAUAUUUGACAUUUGAUCGUUUGAGAGCGCAAAGAAAGGAAGAUCCUGAGUGUAGAAAGUGCAAAUUAUGUUUAUGGUAACAAGAUGAGCAAUUUCAAUGAAACGUCAAACGAGCCUAUAUUGUACGAAUUAUUAGAAUAUUUUGUUCGCAAACAAGAACCAGAAUUAAUAAAGUGUAAGAAUGAUGCAGCUAUUCUCCCAGCUACUGGCACAAUAAAAAAUGCUCUCAGAUAUCUUAACAAUAGGUAUUCUUUACCUGAAAGCAUCUCGCUGCAAGUUAGUCUUACCUUACCAUGGAAAUUUGCUGUUGGAGAUCAUGGUCGUGUACUUGCUAUUUUACAGGAGAAUGUUAUUGAGAUACGAAAAGCGAAAGAUGAAUAUUCCUCUGUAGUAGGCAAGGCAUCUGCUCCAAAAGAUGCUUUCCCUCAAUGGCGUAAAAUUGCAUGGAGUCCCGAUGGAAUGAUCUUAGUAUUAGCAUCAAGUAGUGGUUAUACGUCUUUUUACAAUGCAUUGGGAAAUAACAUCUUCAAUAUAAGUCCAAAAACAAUUUCACAAAAUCCUCAGAUUCUUGAAGCUGGUGAUGCAAUAGCAUCUAUGCUAUUUCUUAAGCCAAGAAUAAAGAAUGAGAAAUGGACUUAUGAAUUUAUUUUAAUUUCAUAUAGUGGGCUUCUCAGAUCCUAUCACAUUUCGACAAAUGGUUUUAGUAUAAAUUAUGAUUUCUCUUUUGGGAAUUUUUACAAAAACGGUAUUAAUACGGUUGCCUAUGAUGAAAAGCACAACUUGUUUUAUGUCGCUGGAAAUAUGAUAACGCAAAAAUUAAUGUCUACUGCAUCUGAAUCUGGACUGACUUCGUGGCGACUCUUGGAUGAUUAUCCAUACUUUAAAUUAUCAUUUACAUUUGAAAAUUCUGCUACCAGCAGCUCACGCUUUUCUAUAUGGAAUAUAAUUCCCAUCUUUAGCUUUCAACCAGAAUCAUAUAUAUUUACAAUAAAAAUUUCACCAAAUGGCGAUUUUCUGGUAUGCUUGCAUACGGAUGGCUCAGUCUCACUGUGGGGUUUGCCAAAUUUAAUAUUACAAAAAAAGUGGAAAUUAUCUGAGCAGCCAGAAUAUAAUAUACCUAAUCCUUUGGGACUUACAAAGUCUAAAAAAUUUCCACCAGGAUUUACAGAAUUUCAUCCAAUAGAUAUUGGAUGGUGGUCUGAUCAGGCUAUCAUAAUAGCUCGAUAUUCGGGAUCAACUUCAGUCUGCUCCACUUGGAAUUUAAAAAAUUUAUUAUUAGGUAUUAGUCCGGAGUUUUUGGCAGGACAACCACAAGUAUGCGAACUUGGUUCAGAGAAAGGAUUUUUAUGUUUAGAUUGUGAAACUUUUAUUACAAGUAAAAAACGAAGUAGAGAAUCCAACGAUGGCCAUUUAUUAGAAGCAUCAUCAGAAAGCGAGAAGGACGAUGAUGAAUUGAAACCUGUUACUAUAUUAAAUUAUACUACGAAUUUGCUACAAAGUACAUUAUAUUCAAUAACUGAUAUUGAAAGAUUUCAACCGAAAAGAAGGAAGUUGAAAGUAUUGCAUCAAACUUAUCGAAUUUUGGGUGUAAAGAGUACGACCCCAGAAGAGCUUUAUUCUAGAAAGAUAGAUAUUGAGGAAUAUGAAGAAGCUUUAGCUUUAGCAAACAUAUACAAUUUGGACACAGAUCUUGUAUAUCAAACACAAUGGAGAAAAUCGGAAUUAUCCUUGAAUGCCAUUGCAGAACAUUUAAGUAAAAUAAGUAAAAGAUCUUGGGUUUUAAACGAAUGUGUGGUACGUGUCCCUGAUACUAUGGAAGCUGCAAGAGAACUAUUGAAUUUCGGAUUGAAAGCUGCAAAUUUAGAGACUUUAAUAGCUAUCGAUAUUUGCGACAAUGAUAAAAUUGUAACUCCCGAUAUAGAAGACGAUUGGCAAGCACUAGAGGAAAGCACUGUAAAUUUAAGACAGGUGCAGAAAGUAAAUGAGAUGCUUGAAAAAAUAGAUAUAAAAAAUUUAUCUGAGGCCCAGAAUGAUUUAAUUAGAUAUCGAAGGAAGCUUUUAAGUUAUUUAGAUAAAUUGCUCAUAUAUGAAAUUAUAUUGGAGUCAUCACUUAAAUAUAAGAAAGAAUUUUAUGAGGAAUUUCGAAGAUUAUCAGCUGUUGAAAAUGCAAUUAGAUUCGCCAAAGACUGCGAUUUCCGAAGUGUCGAAAUUAUGUUUACCUAUUAUGGAAAAAGUUUGCUGCCUCAUUGGCUGGCAAUUAUUAGCUUUUUCCCAGAAACUCUAAAUACAUUAGACUAUCAGAAACUUCUACCAGAAUGUGACUUAGAAGGUCAAUUAUUUUUGUUAGAUCAACGUGAACUACGACAAAAAGAUUGGUCAGAAAAAUAUGAGUUUAAUGAAAUAAUAAAUGAGAAUACAGAUGAUGGAUCAGAAAUGUUGUAUGAAUUAGAUCCAUCUUUACUAAUAUAUCGAAAUACACAACUUACACUAGACUUAUUACAAAAGUGGUAUAAAACACGUGCUUAUGAAAUUGAAAAAAAUAGUGCUUUAGUAGAUAAUGCUUUGCAAUUAAUUGAAAUUGCAAAAUCUCAUAAUAUUAAUGGUGUAGAAGAUUUAUUAUUAAAUUUGAAAACUUUAAGUGAUCUUGUGUAUAAUAUUUAUCUAGAGGAUAUGUCAUUAGACAAACUAGAGAAAUUAAAUAACAUUGAGAGAAUAAAACUCUUGAUGAGUACAUCGACUGAAAUUAAUUUUGUGGAAAACAUAAAGAAAUUUUUGUUGCCUUUCAUUAAACGAAGACAUCAAUAUUUAUAUGAUGAAGAUCUUGAAAAACAUUUACUGAGUGAUUAUCUAAUUUGUUUAAGCAAAGACGAUUUGAUGUUACCAGUUAAAUUUUUCGAAUAUUUAAAACAGACACAGGAUACUGAGAUAAUCGAAAUGAUAGAUGAUGUUACUACUUUAGCUUUAGAUUGUAUAUAUAGUUGUGACGAUCUUGAUAUGUAUGAAAAAGCUAAAAAUAUCUUAGAUUCGAUAUCGAAAGAUCAUAAUGGUAAAAGGACAAAUGCAAUGUACAAUUUAUUAGAAGAAUCUGAAGAAGAACUUGAUUGCAUUAGAUGUCUAAACAAAUAUGGUGUGAAAACAACGUUAAAAUUCAUACAAAAGAAUAAAAAUAAUCCCGACAUCGCUAGAUUAUUAUUAAAUCAAAUGGCAAGAAGCUUUAGUAAAAGUUUGCCACCUCCAGAUGAAAAUGAAUGGGCGCAAUUAUUAAGCGAUAUGUUGGAAAUACAUGGAUCAAUUUUUUCCUGUGUUGUUGCUGAAAUCUGUUUUGAAAUAUGUGUUUCUGCCCGUUUAGUUUCAAAAAUCAAGUCUACCAUUCAAAAUUGUGCCACCUUGAUAGAAACCGAGAAAGACGAGAAAUCUAUGCUAAAAGUAUCCUAUGAGAAAGCAAUUGAUCUUAUAUUGGAAGCAACCAAAGAAUAUUUUAACAGUUCAAGAACACUUAUUGAUCCAAAUAUGGAAUUGGCUAAAACUUGCCUUCGUCUUAUUGAAGAUGACAAUAUCAAAAUUAAAGAAGAAUAUGAUCUAAUUAAAUCGCUUCAAAUUUUGAAUGAAUUCAAUGUUGAUAUAUUACCUCUUCAAGUUAGAUUAACAGUAGAUAAGCUAACCUUAAUUGAACAUUGUUUAAAUAAUCAAAGAGACGCUUAUAAAAGUCGACAGAGAUUAUUGACAUUAGCAACUUAUUUACGAAUUGAAGGAUAUAACAAAAAACUUCGUGAAGGAAAGGUUUUAGAACUAAUAGCCAAGAAAGCAUUUGAGAUUGAAGAUUAUAAUACAUGUGCUAUAAUAUGUACACAAUUAGCACAAAAUAAUUAUCUUCCUAUUUGGAAAAUUUGUUUAAAUUUAGGAUGUUGCAAUAAUUAUCAGGAUUUAAAAGUUAAACAAAAGUGUUUAUGGUUUGCAAUAAAUAAUGGUUCUAGCGAUAUAUUAGGUAAUGCUUUAGAACACAUGCAUUUGAUCGAAAUACAAAUGCUACAUAAAAAUUUGGAACUGUGGAUGCCAUCUGCUGAAUUUGAAAGUUCCAAAGGUGAAGAAAGUGAAAGCGAAGAUGAUUUUACAGAUGCUAUGACAACGCCACAAGUAGAAAUGAAAGAGUUUGUCCCAAAGAUAUUGGAAACUUCAACAGAAAUUGUAAAAAGUUCCGCUAAUAUUGUAAAAGAAUCUACAUUUGGCUUAAUAAAAAAUAUAAGUGAUACCAAUUUUUGGAAAUCUAGACUGAACUUUAAUUUCACAAACAAUUUAGAAAAUAAUAUGCAAUAUGAAACCGAGAAUGAACAAAACACGGGAAAUGCAAAUCUCCAAACAUUUCCAUGCUUUUAUGAGUCUUUGCAUGAAAUGUGUAAGACAAGUAUUACUGAAACACAAUACAACAAAUAUUCUAUGGUAGACAUACAGAAUACAAAAUUGAAAUGUUGUCGGGCACUUUUGAGAAUAACCAUGUUGAGUGAAUCUUCUUGUUAUGGAUUAGAAGUAAGCGACAUUAAUCAUUUACUCCUAGAAUGUGCAAAGCAUACUAUAGCAGACGAUUGGUUAUUUGGUAUGACGUAUUUAUUGAGUUUAAAUAGAGAUCACAUUUUGGAUGCUCAAGAAGUCUUUGUAAGCUUGCCACAAACUGAAUUGUAUAUACAAACAGCUCUUUAUUAUUAUUCAUUAGAACUGUAUAAGAAAUUGUAUACUAAUUGUGAGAAAUUAUAUUUAUACAAACCAUUAGAUCUAAUAAGAAAUAUGAUAGUUGUGGCACAAAAUUCUGAAGAAUGCGAUAUUGUUAAAGCAUUACGAUAUUGGCAAAGUUUAAUCAAUGGAGAACAAGAUACUAACACGGAACAAACAAAAGUAAUAGAUAUAACUACAUUAGAACUGAAAGAAGAUAAUACUUGUAUAUAUUCUGAAGAGACUAUGGAAGAAACAACAAAACUCAAAAAUGAAGGACAAGAAUUUGCAAAACAGAUCGAUAUUAAUAAUCCGAAUUCUAACGAAAGUGAAGAUCUAAAAAAAGUUACUACCUCUGACAUAAUUGAUACUGAAGAAUGGACAGAUGAUUGGGGUGAUUUUUCUGACGAUAGCACAGAAGCAACUAUUGAUGAGCAGGAUAAAAUUAGAUCCGAAAGAAUUUCGCAAGAAGAAACUGUUAUUCUAAUUGAUCACGCCAUUACUAAAUGUGUAACAGAGGAAGAUCGAUUUAAAUUAUUUCAAAAACUGUUAAUUCAAAUUAACGAUUUAGAACAAUAUCAGGAAGUGAAAGAAAUCGUAUUGCAAUGGCCGAGAUUUAAUAUGCCAGAACAUAUCACAUUGGAUAAUCAUCCGAUUUUAAAAAUGAUGAAACUGAUAACUGCGUUGAUUACGAAAAUAGAUACCGUUAAUUUUGGAAACAGAAUAUUACAAGAAUAUGAAGAACUCAUUGGAUUACUAGCACCUAACGAGAUUCUCAAGCAGUUCUUGGAGAUCGAACGAGAUCACAUCAGUUUUGUACAAAGUCUUUAUAUAAGAUUAUGUUCCGAGGAUACGUCUAUGCACAAAGAAACUGUAGACCUUAUUAAACAACAACGGCAGAUUGUCAUAUUACCGCCAUUAAUACUGGAAAAACUUUUUCUAAAUGACUUAACUGUAUUAUUUAGCCCAGAUCACGUUGUGUAUAAUCAGAUAAUUGAACAUGUCUUUAUAAAUGAAUCUUUAACUGAUAUUGAGAAAAAUACAAAAAUACUUAUACAUGAAUUGAAGAAACGAAAAUAUGUACUGGAGGCUUUAAAUAUCAUAAGAUUGAUGGAGAAAAUACCGCCGGCUUUGUGUACGUUUGACUCUUGUUUUCAGUUGUUAAUGGAGAAAUGA